Molecule: messenger RNA, 1113 nt
Organism: Cucurbitaria berberidis CBS 394.84
Lineage: Eukaryota; Fungi; Ascomycota; Dothideomycetes; Pleosporales; Cucurbitariaceae
Exons: 2
Coding region: 173-955 (260 amino acids)
Source: RefSeq, a predicted model, not a curated record
CGAACCUGAAAGUACGAGUCCAACAUCAUCACCAGCAAUAUCAAGUUCGCCUGCACCUCGUUCUGUUCUUCGCAUUAGUGCAUUCAGCGAAAGCUCAGAGUCACCACAGGACGAUGUCGUACGAACCGAUGAAGGAGAGAACGGAUCUACGCUAUAUCAGGGCUUACCUGAUAUGAUGGCGUGUAGCUUAUCACACAGUCAAACUCGAACAAAUCGAAAGGAGAGCGUACUGGAUGAACCGUUUGGAAUGCCUCCAACCCAGUUCAACAUCAGCAACAAACAUGACACGGUGGCAGAAGCAUCACUUUCUCAGUUCGAAGGCGCUGGUAUCUUUUUUGAUACUGGGAACAACGGUCUAUCUAGGUUAUCUACAGGAUCCGCGGGCGAGACCGAACAGGACACGAGGAGAACUUUAUCGGCUGAUAUAUCGAAUGAAGGGGCUACUGCGGCUGAGUCGGGCAGACGAACCACCAGCACACCUGAGUCUUCAGACCAAACCCAUCAAUCGGGUACUUCAGUUGCGAAUAUUGAGGCCAUGUCUCCAACAGUUGAUGAAGGAACUCAUCAAGAUCCUUGGACGUACUCAACAAGCACAACGAUACCUGAUCUCCACGAGCCUCAAACCAGUACAACCCUCGUAGAUAGCACCAUGCUCAGGGAACCCAUUUUUCCGGGAAGAACUGAUGUUACUGAGUACCCGUACUACGGUAUGGAAAUCGGAUCCAUUCGUAGACCGGACUCACGAAACCAGCUUGAACCGCAAAUUUUGGCACAGGAACAGGUCCCGCGCAUGCGUACUCUCGGUUCCGUAUCGCCCAUUGUACGUGAGCGCAUGGUGUCGGGGUUUUAUUCGUCGUCUGAGAACUCUACAAGUUCAGUGGAUCAGCCAACAGCAGGAAGCACAGGGACAGUCGCUGUGCACCGUGCGUACACGCGUUCAGGCACGUGUUAUUGAGGCGUACAUGCGCUAACUGUCAUUCAAAGCAACUACAGAACAACCACCUUCUAGUGGAAACGUGGGUUUGCGAAGAGUUCGUCGGGUUUGGAACGGGACUGCGGGAUUUUCCAGUAGGUGUAAGCGGUCGCUGCGUCAUAGGUUCAAGUGGUGAGCAA